AUGUAUGAUGAUCCUAUUCCUCAUGAAUUUUAUCAGCCAGGACUCCUUCUCUUUGGUCAGAUCGUUGCUCACAUCUUUGUGUAUCAACAAACGCCAGUUUUCACAGAACAGCCCAAGCUGACAUUGAUCGGAGAACCUCUUUCAGUUCCAAAGUACUAUCAGCAUAUUUUGGCUUUGGCAUUUGCUAUAAAAGAGAUCAAUGAGAAUCCUAUCCUUUUGCCAAACAUCACUUGGGGUUUCCAUAUUCUCAGCAGCUACUACCUGCCAAGGAUGACCUAUAAAGCUACUUUGAACUUACUUUCCACACAACAAAAACAUAUCCCUAAUUUCAAGUGUGAUACCCCAAACAACCUUGUUGCUGUCAUUGGGGGACACACCUCUGAAGCUUCGACCUACAUGGCCACCAUUUUAGCCGUUUACAAGAUUCCACAGUUUCAUCACUUCCUAAGAAGCAUAUAUUUCAACAACAGUGCAGGGGAUACUGUGCAUUUUAAUGAGUAUGGGGAAUUAGUUGAAGUUUUUGAUGUAACAAACUGGAUGACUUUCCCAAAUGCCUCAUUUGUUAGAUUAAAAGUGGGAAGACUGGAUCCACAGGCUUCUUUGGGCCAAGAGUUAACCCUGAAUGAUACUCAGAUUGUGUGGCACAAAAACUUCAACCAGGUGCUGCCUAUUUCUGUGUGCAAUGGCCACUGCCAUCCUGGCUACAGAAAAAGAAGGAAGGAAGAAGAGGAAUUUUGCUGCUAUGAUUGUGCUUCAUGUCCAGAAGGGACGAUCUCUGACCAGAUGGAUAUGGAUGAGUGUGUCAAAUGUCCAGAAGAGCUCUAUCCCAACAGCCAUCACAACCAAUGCCUCCCCAAGAUUAUAGCCUAUCUCUCAUAUGAUCAACCACUCGGGUUCAUCUUAGCUAUGUCGGCUAUUGCUUUCUCUUUGAUCACAGCUUUGGUGUUUGGCACCUUCAUGCAGCACAAGGACACUCCCAUUGUCAAAGCCAACAACCUGAGCCUCACCUACAUUCUUCUUAUCGCCCUCCUUUUUUGCUUCCUGUGCUCUUUACAGUUCAUUGGAAAGCCUGAAAGAGUCACCUGUCUUUUCCGACAAACUGCUUUCGGCAUUGUCUUCUCUGUGGCCCUUUCCAGCGUCUUGGCCAAAACCAUCACUGUGAUUCUGGCCUUCACGGCCACCAAACCUGGAUCCAAGGUGAGGACAUGGAUGAGGAAAAAAAUGGCAAAUUUUAUUGUCUUCUCCUGCUCCUUUAUACAAGCAGGUAUAUGUACUUUUUGGCUCAGUACUUCCCCUCCAUUUCCAGAUAUUGACAUGCAUUCAACGAAUGAAGAAAUAGUAUUGGAAUGCAACGAGGGCUCAGUGUCUAUGUUUUACUGUGUCUUGGGCUACAUGGGCUUCCUGGCCAUUGUCAGCUUCACUGUGGCUUUCCUGGCCAGGAAGUUGCCUGACAGUUUCAAUGAAGCCAAAUUUAUCACUUUCAGCAUGUUGGUCUUUUGCAGUGUUUGGAUAUCCUUUGUUCCAACCUAUCUUAGCACCAAAGGAAAAUAUAUGGUGGCAGUGGAGAUCUUCUCCAUCUUAGCCUCCACCGCUGGCUUAUUGGGAUGCAUUUUUUCUCCCAAAUGCUACAUCAUUAUUCUAAGGCCUGAAUUAAAUAAGAGGGAGCAGUUAAUAAAAAGGAACAAAUGA
This is a messenger RNA of Eublepharis macularius, 1689 nucleotides long. RefSeq names its product vomeronasal type-2 receptor 26-like. The transcript has 5 exons. The record is from RefSeq and is a predicted model, not a curated record. Gene Ontology annotation, molecular function: G protein-coupled receptor activity. Gene Ontology annotation, cellular component: membrane. Bases 1 to 1689 code for a protein of 562 amino acids. NCBI's taxonomy places the organism in Eukaryota, Metazoa, Chordata, Lepidosauria, Squamata, Eublepharidae. Gene Ontology annotation, biological process: G protein-coupled receptor signaling pathway.